GGGUGGACCUAAAAGUUACGAUGACUUGGUGCCUGCUGUAAUAGCAGCAGCGCUGCUCUCCUUUGUUCCCCCUCACGACUAAGCUUGCUCCGAUCUUCUAGCGAUGGCAACAGAAGUGGUGUGUGGAUUGAUCUUCAGACUACUACUUCCCAUCUGUCUAGUCACUGCAUGUGCAUUCCGCUACAAUGGGCUCUCAUUUGUCUACCUCAUCUAUCUCCUGCUCAUUCCUCUCUUCUCUGAACCUACAAAAACAACAAUGCAAGGACAUACAGGACGGUUACUAAAAUCCCUGUGUUUCAUGAGUCUAACGUUUCUGCUUCUGCACAUUAUCUUUCAAAUCACAAUAAACAGCCUUGAAGCCCAAAGAACCAUUGAACCUGGUUAUCAUUGUUUGACAUGGGAAAAAACACUACGGCAGAUUGGUUUUGAAAGUGUUAAAGGGGCAGAUGCUGGCAAUGCCAUUAGAAUUUUUGUUCCUGAUAUUGGUAUGUUCAUUGCCAGUCUGACGAUAUGGCUGGUCUGCAGAAAUAUCAUUCAGAAGGCAGCACAAGAGGAUUCUGGACAGUACAAUGAGCAGUUUGAUGGAGAAGAAAUGAAUGAAGGAGAGGGAAUAGAGGCAGAAGAUGCAUUAAUAUAUGAAGAUUUUGAUGAUGCAGAGUGUGGGGAAGAAGAAGAAGAAACAACAAAAUUAAAAUUGCUACGACGAAUUGCCUCAAUAGCUUCCAAAAUCAAGGAAAUUAUUGGGAAUGUUAUAACCACGGCUGGAAAAGUUGUUGUUACAAUUUUACUUGGUUCAACAGGAAUGAUGUUGCCAUCAAUGACCUCAGCUGUAUAUUUCUUUGUAUUCUUGGGGUUAUGUACAUGGUGGUCCUGUUGCCGAGUAUUUGAUCCGCUGAUAUUCAGCUGUCUCUGUGUACUAAUGGCUAUAUUUAGCGCAGGCCACUUAAUCGGACUAUACCUGUACCAGUUACAGUACUUCCAGGAAAUUAUUCCCCCCAAUGACUUCUAUGCCAGGUUGUUUGGUGUUAGUUCAAUUAUUCAGACCAACUGUUCAAGCACUUGGAAAAUCAUCACCAACCAAAACUUGGAUUGGUAUCACCAUGUCAACCCCAUCUUGCUGCUAGUAUUGUACUACACCCUAGCAACUCUCAUUCGACUUUGGCUACAUGAACCCAUUGAACAGGUACCUGAUGAUGACAAAUCUGAUAAUGGAGAUGAAGAAACAGAUUGCAGACUUGAAAUGACUGCAGAUACAAAACGCAUCUUGUGGCAUAAAAGUCGCUACCCAACUGAUGAAGAACCUCUAUCAAUGACUGAAGUUGAACACAAGCCGUCUGAUGUUCUGCUGGUAACAGUGAAUGGUACACCUGUUAAUUAUCUCAUGCCCAUAGAAAACGGGCCUGCCAAAGGAGAUAUAUACUCAACACCACAGUACAAGUGGGAACCAUCAGAUGAUGGCUCAGAAAAGAAAGAUGAGGAAGAAGAAGAGGAGGAAAAUACCGAAGAAGAAAAAAAUGCUAAAGUUCACGCUAUGGUCACAGUUUUCCAUUUUAUUAUGAAACAAAGUUAUGUUUGUGCUUUAAUUGCUAUGAUGGCCUGGAGUAUUACUUACCAUAGUUGGUUAACAUUUAUAUUGUUGAUAUGGUCCUGCAUUCUUUGGAUGUUGCGUGACCGAAGGAAAUAUGCUAUGAUCAGUUCUCCUUUUAUGGUGGCUUAUGGAAAUUUGUUAUUAACAUUCCAAUAUAUAUGGAGUAUUAACCUGAAUGAUAGUGAACUCCCUACAGUUUCGGGAUUUCUAGAACGGAAAAAGCCUGGAGAAUUAGCAUCAAAGGUUCUUUUUGAGAUUACUUUCUGGCUGUUGCUUAGACAGCACCUCACUGAGCGAAAAGCUUUGCAGUUAAAGGAAGCCAUUUUAUCUGAGAUCAAAGUAGAAGAUGAAGAGAGUGAAGAGAAAGAAGAGGAAUCACAAGAAAGUGGAGAGGAAUCCCCCCAAAGUGGAGAGGUAUCCCAAAAAAGUGAAGAAGAAUCACAGAAAGAUGAAGAAUGUAAAAAAGAGGAAGACGAGGAAUGUGAAGAAGAUGAGGAAGAUGUAAUGAAAGUCUUGGGAAAUAUGGUGAUGGCUAUGUUUGUUAAGUACUGGAUUUAUGUCCUUGGAGGAAUGUUCUUCUUUGUCAGCUUUGAAGGAAGAAUUGUCAUGUACAAAAUCAUCUACAUGGUGCUCUUCUUGUUCUGUGUGGCCCUGUAUCAGGUGCACUAUGAAUGGUGGCGGCGAAUUCUGAAAUAUUUUUGGAUAUCGGUGGUGGUUUACACAAUGCUAGUGCUUGUCUUCAUCUACACAUAUCAGUUUACAUCAUUUCCUGGAUUGUGGAGAAACAUGACAGGGAUGAAUGAUGCGCAACUAAAGGAUCUUGGGUUAAGAAAGUUUUCUGUCACAGAGCUUUUCACCCGUAUCUUUAUUCCAACCUCCUUUUUGUUGGUGUGUAUAUUACACCUGCAUUACUUCCAUGACCGCUUCCUCCAACUUACAGACUUAAAAGUUGUAACCAGCAAACAAGACAGCACCAUCUACAGGCUGGUGCACCAAGAGAGCCUGCCUGAUUUAACAAUGAUAAAUUUAAAAGCCAGCAUUGAAAAGGAAGCGGAUAAAAUGUUGCCAGAACAGGAAGAAGAAGGAAUGGAAAAAGAGAGAGAGAAGGAAGAUGAUGAAGGCGGGAAUGAAAAAGAGGAGGAAGAAGAAGAAGACGAUGACGACGACAACGAUGAUGAUGAUGAAUCAGAGACAGAAGAAAUAUCAGAUUUAAAGAACAAGUGGCAUUUGGUGAUUGACCGCCUCACAGUGCUUUUCUUGAAAUUCCUGGAAUACUUUCAUAAACUGCAAGUCUUUAUCUGGUGGCUUUUGGAGCUACACAUUAUCAAAAUUGUUUCAUCAUACAUUAUCUGGGUGACAAUAAAAGAGGUUUCCCUACUUAACUACGUGUUUUUGACUGCCUGGGCUUUUGCUUUACCAUAUUCCCAGUUCCGUCCAUUGGCAUCCAGUGUCUGCACUGUUUGGACUUGUGUGAUUAUUGUCUGCAAAAUGUUGUACCAGCUGGAAACUAUUGAGCCUUACAAAUAUUCUUCAAACUGCACAAUGCCUGAAAACAGUACUGAGGAAGAGAGAAAAGUUCUGAUUGACUCCAUUCUCUACAAAGGCCCCGUUGAUCCAUCUGAAUGGGUUGGGUUAAGAAAGUCGCCUGAUUCUCUGCUUGUAUACUUGAGGAAUAAUCUGCUGAUGCUGGCAAUUCUGGCCUUUGAAGUUACCGUCUACCGACAUCAGGAAUACUAUAGAUGUCGAAACAAUCUCACUGCACCUGAAACCAAAACAAUUUUUCAUGAUAUAACUAGAUUACAUUUGGAUGAUGGAAUACUUAACUGUCUCAAGUACUUUGUAAACUACUUCUUCUACAAGUUUGGUUUGGAGACCUGUUUCCUCUUAUCAAUAAAUGUAAUUGGUCAACGAAUGGAUUUUUAUGCCAUGAUUCAUGGCCUUUCAUUAAUUAUUGUGUUAUAUCGACGCAGAAGAAAAGCCAUUGCAGAGGUCUGGCCAAAAUACUGUUGUUUUCUGGCAUGCAUUAUUACAUUCCAGUAUUUCGUUUGCAUUGGCAUUCCACCUGCUUCUUGUAAAGAUUAUCCAUGGAGGAACCCUAAUUCCAACUUCAAUAAUAAUAUCAUCAAGUGGUUAUACUUUCCAGAUUUUAUUCGUCAACCAAACCCAGUCUUCCUUGCCUAUGAUUUUAUGUUGCUGCUAUGUGCAUCCUUACAAAGGCAAACAUUUGAAGAUGAGAACAAGGCUGCUGUACGUAUCAUGGCUGGAGACAAUGUGGAGAUUUGUAUGAACCUUGAAGCGGCAUCGUUUAGCCAACACAAUCCUGUCCCUGACUUUAUCCAUUGCCGUUCUUAUCUAGAUAUGUGUAAAGUGAUAACAUUCAGUUAUCUCUUCUGGUUUGUCCUCACCAUCAUCUUUAUAACGGGAACCACUCGGAUCAGUAUAUUUUGUAUGGGCUACUUGGUGGCUUGUUUCUAUUUCCUGCUGUUUGGGGGAGAUCUGUUACUCAAACCUAUCAGAAGCAUUCUUCGUUACUGGGACUGGCUGAUAGCAUACAAUGUGUUUGUGAUUACAAUGAAAAAUAUAUUUUCUAUAGGAGCAUGUGGUUACGUUCAGUCAUUAAUGCAGAACAGUUGUUGGGUAAUCCAGGCAUUUAGCCUGUCUUGUACAGUUAAAGGUUAUGAUAUUCCUGCUGAUUCAAAAAUCUGUAAAUUGCCUAGUGGGGAAGCAGGAAUUAUCUGGGACAGUAUUUGCUUUGCCUUCCUGAUGCUUCAAAGAAGAGUCUUCAUGAGUUACUACUUCCUUCAUGUGGUUGCAGAUAUUAAAGCUUCACAGAUUCUGGCAUCCAGAGGUGCUGAACUUUUCCAAGCCACCAUUGUGAAGGCUGUAAAAGCAAGAAUUGAGGAAGAGAAGAAAUCAAUGGAUCAACUGAAAAGACAAAUGGAUCGUAUCAAAGCCAGGCAACAAAAAUAUAAAAAGGGCAAAGAGAGGAUGUUGAGCAUGAACCAAGAAUCUUCAGAUGGGCAAGCAGUCCAAAAGGCUCCUGAAGAUGAUGAUGAUGACGAUGAUGACAAAGAGAAAACCAAGGGCAAAAAAAAGCAGUGGUGGCGACCUUGGGUUGAUCAUGCUUCCAUGGUCAGAAGUGGAGAUUAUUAUUUAUUUGAGACGGACAGUGAAGAAGAGGAAGAGGAAGAAAAAAAGGAAGAUGAAGAACCCCCAAGAAGAUCUGCAUUCCAGUUUGUUUAUCAGGCCUGGAUUACUGACCCUAAAACUGCCCUCAGACAGAGGCGCAAAGAGAAGAAAAAGUAUGAGAAAGUAGGGAAACAAAGGCAGAAAGGAUCUGAGGAUGGUGAUGUGGAAUUUGAAGAAAAAGAGGAACAUGUCAAAAAGAAAUCUGAUGGACCUGAUAACAUUAUCAAAAGAAUAUAUAACAUUUUGAAGUUCACCUGGGUUCUUUUUCUGGCAACAAUAGAUAGUUUUACAGCUUGGCUCAAUUCAAUUUCCAGAGAGCACAUUGACAUUUCCACUGUGCUAAGAAUCGAGAGAUGCAUGCUUACUAGGGAAAUCAAAAAGGGUAAUGUGCCAACUCGAGAGAGUAUACAUAUGUAUUACCAGAACCAAAUGAUGAAACUUUCUAGGGAAUCGGGACUGGAUAGAACUGAUGAAUCUGGACUGGCAGCUGAGAGGACAGCAAGUCUCGAAUCAGCCCCUUCACGUGACAGUGAAUCCAGUGAAGCCACCCAAAUCACCAUGCUGUAUUCCCGUCAGGGGACAACAGAAACCAUUGAAGAAGUUGAAGGGGAGGAACAUGAAGAAGGGGCAGAAAGUGCAUCAAGACAAGAGCAUGAUAUGGAAGAUUAUUGUCUGGAUUCUGAAGGAGCUGCAUAUACCUCUGACACAGAUGUGCCAUCCUAUUCCGGUUUGGACGGUAUUGCUGAACCCCCUCCCUCGUAUAGCAAAGCUGUGAGCUUGGAACUUUUCCCCUUAGAUGGUUCCCAAGAUGGCUCUUCAGACAAAAACCAUAUGAUGGUGAGUCCAGAUGAACUGGAAGCUGACAAAUCAGAAGAUGCUAUACUCCCCCCAUUGACCCAUGAGUUGACUGCAAGUGAACUGCUUCUAAACAAAAUGUUUCAUGAUGAAGAACUGGAAGAUUCCGAGAAGUUCUAUACCGGUCAGCCUCGAUUUUUGCUGCUUAUUUAUGCUCUCUAUAAUACACUUGUAGCCCGUUCAGAAAUGGUGUGCUACUUCGUGAUUAUUCUUAAUCACAUGAUCUCCGCCUCCAUGAUUACCCUUGUGCUUCCUAUCCUUAUCUUCCUUUGGGCCAUGCUGUCUGUCCCAAGACCUAGCAAGCGUUUUUGGAUGACUGCUAUUGUCUACACUGAGGUGACAAUAGUUAUAAAGUAUUUCUUCCAGUUUGGCUUCUUCCCUUGGAAUGCAAAACUCGAACUCACAAAAGAUGCACCUUACCAUCCUCCCAAUAUUAUUGGUGUUGAGAAGAAAGAGGGUUACGUUCACUAUGACCUUGUUCAGCUACUUGCAUUGUUUUUCCACCGAUCCAUUUUAAAGUGUCAUGGAUUGUGGGAUGAAGAAGAUGGAGGAGACUUCAUCAGUAAAGAUGAUUCUGAUGACGAGAUGGCUGAGUCAGAAAGGAGAGGUUCUGCUGGCUCUCUGAGAUCAGUUGACUUGGCAGCGUCUGUUGAGUCUAUACAUGUCCAUUUCCCAGAGCAGCAAACCGCCAUCCGUAGGAAAAGUUCAAGCAGUGGGUCGCAGCUGUCACACAGAUCCAGCUUCUCCUCACACCGGUCAAAACGAGGUAGUACCAGCACACGGAACAGCAGUCAAAAAGGGAGCAGCGUGUUGAGCAUAAAGCAAAAAUCAAGGAAAGAACUUCUUGUGGAAAAACUGCGAGAACAAUUUAUCAAAGCUAAAGCAUUUACAAUUAAAAAGACACUUCAAGUGUACGUGCCAAUCAGACAGUUUUUCUACAACCUCAUUCACCCAGAUUAUAGUGCUGUGACAGACGUUUAUGUCCUGAUGUUCCUGGCAGACACUGUGGAUUUCAUCAUCAUUGUGUUUGGAUUCUGGGCCUUUGGGAAACACUCUGCAGCAGCAGAUAUCACGUCUUCAUUAUCAGAGGACCAAGUGCCGGAAGCAUUCUUGGUGAUGGUGCUAAUUCAGUUUGGAACCAUGGUAGUAGAUAGGGCUCUUUAUCUCAGGAAGACUGUCAUGGGAAAAGUCAUCUUCCAGGUCAUCCUUGUUUUUGGUAUACACUUUUGGAUGUUCUUUAUAUUGCCUGGAGUGACAGAUAGGAAAUUUAGCCAAAAUAUAGUUGCACAACUCUGGUAUUUUGUGAAAUGCAUUUAUUUUGGAUUAUCAGCAUAUCAGAUACGCUGUGGCUACCCAACCCGUGUACUUGGAAAUUUCCUCACAAAAAGUUAUAAUUAUGUAAACCUCUUCUUAUUUCAAGGAUUCCGCCUGGUUCCAUUUUUGACUGAGCUGAGAGCAGUAAUGGACUGGGUUUGGACAGAUACUACAUUAAGUCUUUCUAGCUGGAUCUGUGUUGAAGAUAUUUAUGCCCAUAUAUUUAUCCUGAAGUGCUGGCGGGAGUCUGAAAAAAGAUAUCCCCAGCCAAGGGGGCAGAAGAAAAAGAAGGUUGUGAAGUAUGGAAUGGGUGGCAUGAUUGUCGUCCUGCUGAUUUGUAUUGUCUGGUUCCCGCUCCUCUUCAUGUCUCUAAUCAAGUCUGUUGCAGGUGUCACAAAUAAACCUCUUGAUGUUUCCAUUACAAUAACCUUAGGAGGUUAUCAGCCUAUAUUUACAAUGAGUGCUCAGCAAAGUCAGCUCAAAGAGCUGGAUGGAGGAGAAUAUCGCAGAUUUCAAAAAUCUUUUUCAGAAACUGCUGCUUUGCAAUUUUUAGAGAACUAUGGUAAUGAAGAUAUUACAGUUGCACAGCUAGAAGGCAAUUCAAAUUCCUUGUGGACCAUCAGUCCUCCCAGCAGAAGGAAAAUGAUAGCCGAGCUCAACGAAACAGAUUCUCCAUUUACUCUGGUUGUUUCAUGGAGUGUUCAAAGAAACCUCUCCCUUGGAGCAAAAUCAGAAAUAGCAUCGUCUAAACGGUCGUUUCUCCUUCCAAAUGAAACAAGAAUUGAACUUGCUAACAUGAUGGAGGGAAUAAAUGGUGUGCGAAAAGUGAAUCUAAGCAAGGUAUAUCCCCAUUACAUCAAGGCACCUAGUGAUUCUCUUGCAAAACCCUUGAAGCAACUUAUGACAGGUGGUGAAUUCACAAACAUUACCGUUUCAUUGGUCAAGAUUAAAGAUGAUAAUAACAGUACUAAUACUGAUGAUUUUCAUGAGUGGUGGAUGGUCAACCAGACAGACAAAAAAAUUGUGAGAGGUGAUAAGCAACACAGCUUGGAACUUAUUGUAUUCAGUGACAAAGUUAGCCCUCCUAGCCUUGGAUUCUUGGCAGGCUAUGGUAUCAUGGGAUUAUAUGCCUCUGUUGUCCUGGUGAUAGGAAAAUUUGUCCGUGAGUUCUUUAGUGGAAUUUCCCACUCCAUAAUGUUUGAAGAGCUUCCCAAUGUGGAUCGUAUCCUGAAGUUGUGUACAGAUAUCUUCUUGGUUCGAGAGACUGGUGAACUGGAGCUGGAGGAAGACCUAUAUGCAAAAUUAAUAUUCCUGUACCGCUCACCAGAGACUAUGAUCAAAUGGACUAGAGAAAAAACAAAUUGAUCUCUUUGUGAUUCUCCUUGCAAAUCAAGAUGACUUCAUCUGAUUUUCUUUUUUAAAAAAGCACAACAUUCUCUUAAGAGCUAAGCCUUUUAUAAUUGGGUAGCAAAGAAUUUUUAGUUCAUGGAGCCUAUCUGGUUGUUCCCCUCAAAAUCCGUGCUGCCUUUCAAAUCAAAGAUGAGUUUUAAAAAACUUUGUUUUCAAA
This is a messenger RNA of Gekko japonicus, 8513 nucleotides long. RefSeq names its product piezo-type mechanosensitive ion channel component 2 (gene PIEZO2). The transcript is spliced from 53 exons. Gene Ontology annotation, molecular function: mechanosensitive monoatomic ion channel activity; monoatomic cation channel activity. The record is from RefSeq and is a predicted model, not a curated record. Gene Ontology annotation, cellular component: plasma membrane. Gene Ontology annotation, biological process: cellular response to mechanical stimulus; detection of mechanical stimulus; regulation of membrane potential. NCBI's taxonomy places the organism in Eukaryota, Metazoa, Chordata, Lepidosauria, Squamata, Gekkonidae. The coding region runs from base 104 to 8311 and encodes 2735 amino acids.